AUGGAGAUUGCGGUGAUUUCUCGGAGGAAAUGUCGAGCAUCACUGCCACCUCCUACGGACAAAUCGCACGACCAGGACCAGCAGACACCGACCGAACCGACACGAAGAAGCUCUCCACCAUUUCUCUCGCUCUCUCCUUCACUCGCCCGCCGCUGCGACUGUUACAUCAUACAACGAACAGCGAUCCCGCAUCGGGAAAGAGCGAAAAGCGCAGAGCGAAAGCGAUGGGGCGCAGAAUCGGAGAGCCGUCGCGGGACGGGCGCGACGGGGGCGUCGCUCGGCGAAUCGCUGCUGCUCGCUGCCGUGUGCAUCGUCGGCCUCCCCGUCGACGUCCACGUCACGAACGGCGCUGUCUAUUCCGGAAUCUUCCACACUGUCUCCGUCGAAGGUGUCAUUGUGAAGAAAGCAAGAAUGACUAAGAAGGGGAGAAGCAAUUCAAAUGUGGCAAGUGGAUGCAUGGUAGAAACGCUUGUGAUUCUCGCUGAAGAUCUUGUUCAGGUCAUUGCCAAGGGAGUAGAGCUUCCAGCUUAUGGCAUUACUGGAACUAUAGCUGGGGAUGAAUCAGAAUUGGCGAUUGGAACUGCUUCAAACGAUGUUGCAAGAGUGGAUAAUAGGUCCGGUUCUAUUGACACAAGCAAGAGGAGACCCCAUCAAAGAAAGACUUCAGUUACAUCUGAAAACGGAUUGACUGAUGGAGAUACGUGUGGAACCUUCAAAGUCAAUUCACAGGGACAGGCAGAAAAUAAGAAUGAGGGAAAAGGGAUGUCAAUCAGAGCAGUCGAAAAUGUCUCUGAAGGAGGAAUUGAGAAAAGGGGCAGGAAAAUCCAUAUUAUGGGAGGAGGAGCUUUUGAUGCCUCGGCAAAUGGAAGACAGGUUGAUGAAAAUCCACAAGUCAAACAGGAUGAUCUUAACAGGGAGUCUGAGAAUCAAGAGGAUGAUAAAGCUUCAGCAAUGCAAGGUUCAAGUCCAAGCUCGGAUGCUUGCCUUUCCCUAGUAAAACCUGUUGAUGGAACACAUUCAGAGGUGCUGCCGCCACCGCAACCUAAUGAAGCAUCCCAUCUUACUGCUUCUGCACCUGUGAAAUCAAAUAACGGAACCUAUUGUAGGCCGGUUUUAUCAGAAUGCUGCUUCUUCUUGCUGCGGAUUGGCUUCCACUCUAUCCGUAAUUGGUUCAUUUGCAAGGUCAGAAGCAUACAAAGGGCAAAGGAAUCUAAACUUAACCCUGGAGCAAAAAUCUUUUCUCCUGCUCUCACAAAAUCUGUACCAGCAACUCCACCCUUGGUACGACCAGUCACAGGAAUGUCCUAUGUGCCAAGCGCCUCACCUCUGUUGCCUGUUGGAGCAGCUCAAGCAGAGGUGGGUACCAGCAGUUAUGUACCCCAGCCAUCUGUGCCUGUUAAGGCUGUACAGUACAAUAAUUUCACUGCUGGAAAUGGCGACAUGAGUGCUAUUUCGCAGGCUUUUGUUGGAAAUAUGGAAGCAGGGCACAGCUACUUAGGUAUAGUGGUCAGCAUCAUGCUUUUCCACUGGGUUCUACUUUUGUUCACCCCUAAUGCUCAAGCUGUCAUGGUUGGACGAAUGGGUCAGCUUGUCUAUAUGCCUGUAUCCCAGGAUCUAGUUCAAAGUGGAACUGCCAUCCCUCCAGCUUUUCCACGCCCUUUGCCCACCUUAAGUCAAGUGCAGUUUCCAAAGCACCAAGGAACUCUUCCUGGUCAACCGUUUGUGCAUCAACCUACGGGUUGGUGGGCAGCAACUAUAUGCUGCUGCAAGCCCUCCGCCACUUUUGCAGUCUCCCUUCCCCGCUAAUCAGUCCAUUUCAGUUUCAGUCCCUGGAGCUAACGGGCUCUUUAACGCCAAGUUUUUGUGAAUGUAGUCCUAUUUCCUUGAGAUCAGCGUCAACAAAGAAAUUUUCUCCAUUUUUCCCUCACUAUGGAAGAGUUCCCUACCCUCCACCCCCUCCCCCCCCCCUUUUUGGUCGAAACUAUGGAAGAGUUUGAUUGUUCAUUUUCCUCUCCUUUAAUUUUUUUUUUUUGCCGGACUGCAUCAUAUGGGUUUUUCUUUCUAUAUGUUUGAAAGUGAGUGCACUGUUGGGGAAAUCGUUGUAAGACCUGGUCAAGGGAUUAUUUUUUUAUUAUUAAAGGUUCUUCAGUUCGAUUGUGAGGUGGAA
Messenger RNA from Eucalyptus grandis, 2167 nucleotides. RefSeq lists its product as uncharacterized. Lineage: Eukaryota; Viridiplantae; Streptophyta; Magnoliopsida; Myrtales; Myrtaceae. The transcript is spliced from 15 exons. The record is from RefSeq and is a predicted model, not a curated record. Gene Ontology annotation, biological process: cytoplasmic stress granule assembly. Gene Ontology annotation, cellular component: cytoplasmic stress granule. Bases 1 to 1806 code for a protein of 601 amino acids. Gene Ontology annotation, molecular function: RNA binding.